UCCAGACCAGCGUCAUGAUUAUCGAUUCUUACGGUUCCCGCGUCGCCAUAUAUAGGUGGCUUCCCGGUGACCACUUGCUGCUGGACCCGUUCAUCUCUCCCUGGUUACGUUGGUAGGCUAGCUUCGAGAUUCAAGAUGCGCUGGUCACGCGGAGCUGCUCGUGCAGCCGCCCUUGUGGGCCUCACACGUAGACAAGUCCCUCCUGCCGACUCCACGGUUGUGGUCGAUGCUGAGACCGGAUUCACCUUUGGACAAUUUAUUACCGACAAUGGGAUCGAAUACCGCAUUGCGCUCCCCGACCCUAUCCCCGCCAACACGCCUUACGAUGUGGUUCUCCAGGUCGCAGCCCCUCACGAAAUUGGCUGGGCUGGAAUCUCCUGGGGAGGUUCCAUGACUUACAGCCCUCUCACGGUUGCCUGGCCAAACGAUAAGGAUGUCACAGUCUCGUCUCGAUAUGCCUUUGGCUACUAUGUCCCACCGCCAUUUGAUGGCGCCACGUACACUCUGCUCCCCAAGGGCACCCACGUCAACGAUACUCAUUGGCAGUAUACCGUCAAAUGUUCCGGCUGCACCACCUGGGGCGAUGAGGACACUGGCUACACAACCCUCGAUGCCACACAGCAGAACGCCCUGGCGUUUGCAUAUUCGGUAACCCCACCAGAGGACCCGGCCAGCAACAUCUCAUCCUUCAGCAUCCACGACAGCAUCGGUCAUUGGUACCACGACUUCGGGAACAUCGGGAAUGCCGAGUUCGACGAACUGGUGUCGAAAAACUCUGAGGGUGGCAGCACCGGGACGACCCCUCCUUCGACGCCCACAACGACUGCGACGACCACUGGCACAGCGUCGACAACGGUGACUCCAACGCCCACCGGUGUCGAGGAGAGUUGUGAGUCUUGACCAAGACUUGAGGGCUUCGUUCGGCCUUGGAGAUUGGAUGCGUUUGUACUCUAUAUACAGUUGGAUGCAAGGAGUGCUGCGUGAUAGUUGGGGUAGAGCGUAAUAGAUUAGCACUAGGCCUGCCCCAUUCCGCUUGCUCUGUAAUUGUGUGCUUUGCUGGUUACUUGAUAUGUAAAGGACGUGAUCUAAGUGUUGCCUACGCAGUUUGAAAAUAUAUCAUAGAGGAGUCUAGAACUGGC
Molecule: messenger RNA, 1139 nt
Organism: Phialemonium atrogriseum
Lineage: Eukaryota; Fungi; Ascomycota; Sordariomycetes; Cephalothecales; Cephalothecaceae
Product: CBD9-like protein
Exons: 3
Coding region: 136-900 (254 amino acids)
Source: RefSeq, a predicted model, not a curated record